This is a messenger RNA of Ostertagia ostertagi, 729 nucleotides long. The record is from the annotation of a GenBank genome assembly. Lineage: Eukaryota; Metazoa; Nematoda; Chromadorea; Rhabditida; Trichostrongylidae.
AUGGCUCGUGCAGGAAAUGCGUAUUCAAAGAAGGAAGAUUGGAAAGAGGCUCUGAAUUGGUAUGAGAAGUCCGUGUCCGAGUUUAGAGAUCCAGAAGUAGUGAAGAAAGCGAAAGAGCUGGAGAAGUCGAUCAAAGAAAGAGAGCGAAUGGCAUACAUUAAUCCUGAGUUGGCUCAGGAGGAGAAGAACUUAGGCAAUGAAUUGUUCAAGGUAUUUAUUGCUACAUAUAAUACAUUGCUAAGAAAGGAGACUAUCCCGGGUGCUAUGAAGCAUUACAAUGAAGCUGUGAAACGGGAUCCUGAAAAUGCCAUCCUCUACUCGAAUCGUGCCGCAUGCUAUACAAAACUGUUAGAUUUUCAACGAGCACUUGACGAUUGUGAACAGUGCAUCAAGCGUGAUCCGAAAUUCAGCGCUGUGCUGACCGCAAUGCGAGAGUGGACUAAGGCGAAACGAGCCUAUGAAGAUGCUCUCGCCGUGGAUCCUUCAAAUUCUGAAGCCCUUGAGGGGCUGCGUAAUUGCUUCCGUAGCAACGAUGAGGAUCCAGAAAAGGCUAGAGAACGAGCGCUCGAAGACCCUGAGGUGCAAGCCAUACUCCGUGACCCUGGAAUGCGAUUGUUGCUGGAACAAAUGAGUCAGGAUCCUGGGGCAGUCAGAGAGCACCUUCAGAAUCCUGACAUAGCAGCGAAACUUAUGAAGCUCCGUGAAGCUGGUAUUAUUCAAAUGAGGUAA